AUGCUUGGUAAUCUUAGUUCUGAUGUGGCUCAGGAUAUUGCAAGAGUAAUUCUCACUCAUAAGAAGCUGCGACAUGAUCAAUAUAUUUCAAAUAUUGUAAGGAAGACUCCUGAACAGUUGGUACAGCCUGGCUUGAUCCAGUUCCAUAAAAUUGGUGAACUGGGAGAAAGAUACCUUUCUGCACCAUACAUCUGGAUUUGGAUUCUGUCAGAACAAAGGUCAGAUGAAAAAAGUGAUUAUAUCCUUCAACAUUGGAGAUUCGAUGACUAUAUUGAACAAAGGUCCAAAUUACAGGUAGGUCCAGAAACACCUCCUGGUGCUCAAUUCUGGCAGAAUUUUGAAGACUUUGUUGCUAGAUUUCGUUGCAUUAAAUCCCGGAUUUUUAAUGAAGGUGAGCAUGUAAACAUUAGUGAAAUGCAUACAAGGGCUGUAUUGAAUGUUGAGUUUCGAUUUGUGAAUUAUCAUCUUGGAUUCCGCACUGCAACUAAGCAGAUUGAUACCCAUUCAACAUCAGACAACAUGAAGGAAUGGUUUAUCACAUGUACUCAUGAUAUUGUUAAUGCUCGAGAUUGUCAAAAGUUUAUCCUCAAUUGUGCUUCAGCACCUGCUGGAGAUGGCUUUGUUUGUCUGGCCUGUCCAGGACAUACUCUAAAUGAAGUACACCAAUACAAGCAUCUGCAAAAGAGCAAUUUCACUCUAGAUAGCUGUCAGGAUGAAUGUUAUAAAGCUGCAUCAACUGACAAUUUUUUCCUUGCUUUUACAACUCAAAAAAAUUGUAAUUGGGAUGAUAAUCUUCCACCAAACUCAGGUAUUAUACAUGGUCAGAAUUGGGGAAAAUAUUUUGGGCCAUUUGCUGCUCGAGCCUUUAUAUUUUCACAGGAUAGUCCACCAGAUAUUAACAGUGCAACAUACUUGCACCUACAGUUGAUUGAGGGAAUAGGUAUGGAGUGUGCUGAAAAAAUUAUUAGUAAAAGACCAUUCAACAGUGGUGGUGAUGACGUUUGUAUACUUUCUUCAGAAUUGUCGUUUGAGUUUGAUGAUGAUAUUAUUGUUAUCAGUGGUGAUGGUGGUGGCAGUUCUAUAAUUUCUUCAAAAUUAAUACCUGAAUUUGGAAAAAGAAAAUUAGAAGAUGAGGAAAUUGGUGGUCGAAAGAAAGGGAAACAAACAUAUCCUGAAGAAUCAGAAGAAGGUCGUGAUAGUCUUGCUGUUAUAUCAGAUGAAAGGUUGAAAUGGAUCACUAAACUUAUAGAAAGUAACCAAAUUACCCUUUUGCAUAGUCCUCCAUCAUCAGGAAAGAGUACCCUUGGACAACUUCUUCAAGACUUUUUUGAAAAUUGUGGUAAUGAUAGUAUAUACAUUACUCUUGCUGGUAUAUCUGGUAAAGCAGAAAUACAUGAUGAAAACCUAUUUGACAAAUUUUGGAAAAAUGAAGUUCAUUAUACUUUGACAGAAAUCAGUAAAUGGGAAAAGACUAUUUAUGCAUUCAUUGAUGAGAUACAGAUUAUAUAUAAUGAUGGUACACCAUUCUUUUGGGGUACUCUGAAGGCACUUUUAUCAAGACAUCAAAAUAUUCAUAUAAUUUUGCUUGGAACAUACCAACCAAGUCAUUAUCAUCUAGCAACACCUAUUCAAAUUAGCAAUACACUUGAUGUCUUGAUCGGGCCUCGACAAAUUCAGGCAAGGGCAGGAUUUUCUGAAGAUGACACUCUUGUAAAAAUUCUCAUUAGUGAUUGUGGUGGCAAUGCUAGAGCAAUGGAAGCACUUAAAGAUACAAUUGAAAUGCUUGGUAAUCUUAGUUCUGAUGUGGCUCAGGAUAUUGCAAGAGUAAUUCUCACUCAUAAGAAGCUGCGACAUGAUCAAUAUAUUUCAAAUAUUGUAAGGAAGACUCCUGAACAGUUGGUACAGCCUGGCUUGAUCCAGUUCCAUAAAAUUGAACAUACAGAACUAAGAACAAAGAUAGCUAAUGCUUGGAUUUUUUGUGUCAGCCUUGAAAAUGGUUGGUCAUUGAUAACUGGUGAGAAAGGAUCCACUGCUAUUGGUACUAGGAUGCUUUGUCAAUGUCUGGCUCAAAGUUUGGAAGCUAUAAUUACCAAUUAUGAGGCACCCUAUCCAUAUGAUGUUUUUGAAUUAGUUGCUAAACAUUAUAAGAAAAAAUUAGAAGACUGCACUAUUUUUCUGGUAGUGGAUGGCUUACACCAAUUAAUGUCUGAACAAGCAAAUGGAACAGACAAAAACAUGAAAGGAAUAGCUUCUUCUGUCACUAAAGAUGAAGAUGGAGAAUUGAUAUUAUUUAUUGUUUCAUUUUCUUCCACUAUUACAAAAUUCAAGGUCAAGUUUAAUUUUAACGAUGCAGAGAUAUUAAAGACUCUGGUCAAGAAUAAAAGUGACUGA
This is a messenger RNA of Entrophospora sp. SA101, 2391 nucleotides long. NCBI's taxonomy places the organism in Eukaryota, Fungi, Glomeromycota, Glomeromycetes, Entrophosporales, Entrophosporaceae. The record is from the annotation of a GenBank genome assembly.